AUGGCAAAUAUCUCAGUUAAGAAGCUGAGCCUAGUUGAUGGAGCCGAAGAGCUCGACUUGCCAGAUGAGGCCGCGGUGAUUCUCGAUGAUCUACGUAAUGAGAUCCGAGGGAUUACUCCGAUUGUAAAACAACAAGGAGUAAAGAUCCUCUACUCAUAUGGCACUCCCGAAUCGUGUGGGAAGCUCUCUUCCGCAAUUGGCCGCCACAAGGCCCAGGAAAUCAAAAAAAUUCUAUCUACUGUGCGAUUAAAGCCAAAAGACGCCAGGAUGCCCAAGCCGGAGAUUGUUAAAGUCGAAAGAAGCGGCGUCUACACCAGCCAAGACUUUGCCGGCCUGGCUGUUCUAAUUUCGGACCCAGUGGGAAUUGUUGUCAAAAUGGGGAGCAAGAGGGUCUCACAUGAGUGGGAGCCGGGGAAGAUUUUAUUGCUCAUGCCCGAUACGUCUUUGCAACCCAAAGAUAAGGAUGGGACGGGGAACUCGGAGGCGGAGGGGAAGGGGAUGGACAAGCCUCUAGAACUAAGUGAUUUCUUUUAUACUAUGAUCCCGGUUGAGUAUCAUCACCAGUAG
This is a messenger RNA of Fusarium poae, 567 nucleotides long. RefSeq lists its product as uncharacterized. The coding region runs from base 1 to 567 and encodes 188 amino acids. The record is from RefSeq and is a predicted model, not a curated record. Lineage: Eukaryota; Fungi; Ascomycota; Sordariomycetes; Hypocreales; Nectriaceae. The transcript has 2 exons.